AUGAAGUCAUUAAGGAAAAAGAAUACUCCUUUGGAUGAUAUGUAUAGUAAAAUAACAGAAAAUGCAGAUUUAAUGGAUGAUUUACAAAAGAAUUUAGAGAAACAACAACAACAUUUCUUUACAACAUCACUUCAUUCAAAACUUAUUGCUGAAUCCCUCAAAAAAUAUUCAGAUACUACUUCAACUUAUAAUACUAGAAUCCCUCUAAGUGAUUGUAUGCAAAGAGCAUCAGAAUGGCAAGCAAUUGUAGGUGAUGUAUUUAGUCAUCUUGGAAAUGUAUUAUAUGAUAGAACAACUCAACCAUUAAAAGAAACGGUUAGAAUUCAAUUGGAAAUGGCAAAGGAUGGAAAAAAGAGAGUUAAAAAGGCUGGUGGAGAGACAUCGACAGAUUCUAAAUCUUCUUUUUCAUCUUCUUCAUCGUCAUCAUCAUCAUCAUUUUCAUCUGGACGUCCAAAUGAAUUUAAAAAGGAACAAGAAAGUUUUGAAAAGGUUUCAAAAGAAACUUUACAACUAUACAAUGAUUCUGAAUUUGCAUUGGAAAAUUCAGCUGUACAAACAGUUCUCUCUGCCUAUGAAGCAUACUAUGAUUUCUUUCAAAAAGGUGCUUUUCAAAUGGCAAGAAUUAAAGCAGAUAUUGAUAAUUAUAGAAAAAUCAUUCUUGAAACUAAUAAAGUAGCAGCUAAAUUAAGAAAUUAUAUCCCAAGAAAAACAUUUGGAAUUAAAUUGGAGGAAGUGUUUGCAAGAGAGGCACAUAGACCCAUUCCAAUGUUUUUAGAGGAGAUAUUUAAAUAUUUGGAAAAGGUGUCACCAACAGUCGAGGGUAUAUUUCGUGUUAGUGCUGGUAAAUCUGCUAUCGAUGCUCUUCAACAAAAGAUUGAAACAAAUCAACCUUUGGAACUACAAAAUAUUCCAGACCCUCAUGCAGUUUCAAGUGUACUCAAAUCAUUCUUUCGUUCUCUACCCGAACCUCUCAUUUAUCAUUCAAAUUAUCAAAAAUAUCUUUCUCUUUCAAGUCAAGAACAAAAUAAACAUAUUCCAGAAUUGAAAAGAUUGAUUUCAUCAUUACCAGUUAGUAAUCAAGUUGUAUUAAGAAAUGUAUUGGCACUUUGUAGUUUAAUCAAACAACACAAAGAGGUUACAAAGAUGGAUUCAAACAAUCUAGCAGUGGUGAUUGGACCAAAUAUCAUGGAGUCAAUCCCUGGUUUAAAGGCAGAGGAUAUCCAAAAAGCAGAGACAUUUGCCGAAUUUAAUUCAUUGUUUAUUUUACUCAUUGAAAACUACCAAUUCAUCUUUCCAUCUCAAAGUGGUGUUGACUUUGCUAGAAAUCGUUCUCAAACUGAACCAAAUAUCCUCCCCAACAACAACAACAACAACCUUUCAACUGGUGGUACUGGUCAUAGUUCUCCUUCUUCUUCAUCGGGUCCACAUGUAAAAGAAAAGCCAUUACCUCCACCACCCAUCCCUACACCCAUCCCCACACCAGUCGUCACCACCGCUACCACCACCACCACCACCACGACUACAGUCUCUUCAUCACCUUCAUCUAAACUUCCAACACCUCAACCAAAUGAAUUAUCUCUUUCCUCUAUUUCUCUAUCUGACCCCAACGACAUUCAAGAAACAAAAGAUUUGGAUGGUGGUCCCCAAGAGAAUAACAAUAACAAUAACAAUAACAAUAACAAUAACAAUAACAAUAACAAUAACAAUAUCAACAAUGAACCGAUCAAGGAACCAUCAACACAACCACCAACCUCACCUCCUCUUCCACCAACAGGGUCAUUGUCACCUCUUGCAUUUGACCAACAACGAAAAAAGAGUGUAUCAAUUGUAAUGGAGAGAGGAGACUUGCUCAAGCCUAUUGACAUGGAGAUACAUUUUAUUACCAUUCAUUCAAGUCUUGAAAAGUUAAAAAACAUUGUAGUGGAGAACAAGUCAACAGAAUUUGGAAUAGAACUCAUUAAAUCAUUCAAAAAGAUAUCAGAGAUUUCAGUUUCCAUACAAAAGAUUACAAAGUUUACCUUUAAUCGAGACAAGCCAGUUGUUGCCGUCGAGGAUGACAAGAUCACCAAGGUUCAAAAGACACUCGUUUAUACCUAUGAAAAUAAUGUCGACCUCCUUUUAGAUGCCAAGCGACUGUACGAAUCGUCAGAGGAUAACAUUGAAUUGUCAAAAGAAAUUGAAGACGCCAUUUCAACUAUGGAUAGGGUUUUGGUUGAAGAGCUCACUUCCCUUCAAAAUAAACAUUAA
This is a messenger RNA of Cavenderia fasciculata, 2247 nucleotides long. RefSeq names its product RhoGAP domain-containing protein (gene gacI). Lineage: Eukaryota; Evosea; Eumycetozoa; Acytosteliales; Cavenderiaceae. Gene Ontology annotation, cellular component: cytoplasm. Gene Ontology annotation, biological process: regulation of GTPase activity; signal transduction. The transcript has 5 exons. The record is from RefSeq and is a predicted model, not a curated record. Bases 1 to 2247 code for a protein of 748 amino acids.